Molecule: messenger RNA, 2548 nt
Organism: Rhineura floridana
Lineage: Eukaryota; Metazoa; Chordata; Lepidosauria; Squamata; Rhineuridae
Gene: TNF
Product: tumor necrosis factor
Exons: 4
Coding region: 374-1084 (236 amino acids)
Biological process (GO): positive regulation of transcription by RNA polymerase II; immune response; extrinsic apoptotic signaling pathway via death domain receptors
Cellular component (GO): cell surface; membrane
Molecular function (GO): CD40 receptor binding; tumor necrosis factor receptor binding; cytokine activity
Source: RefSeq, a predicted model, not a curated record
AGAGCCGCACACCCGUCGAAAGUCAAGAAGGGUUGACAAGGGAGAGGCGCCAACCCUCCUGCGCAAAGCAUACUCGAAGAACCGCACCAGAGCAGCACAAGCGACACUUCUGUGACAACUUUUAUCUUCGACGUGUGCGGCUCUUGGCACAAAGUCCCUCGCUAGAAUUCUUGAAGGCAUCCCUUGAAUCGGCGGUUUUUUUCUUCUUCUUUUGUUUUGAAUUUUGAAGUGAUCUAAAUUCAAAAAAACCCGCGAAAUCCGCCUGGCGAAAAAAGGCCGUCGCUUCCCGCUUGCUGAUUUGUAAUCCGCCUUGGCCCCCCGUCCUUCCACCUCGACGGCAGCGCAUCCAUCAUCCGAGGCGCAUCCGCUAGCGAUGAGCUCCGAGCAUUUGGUGUACGACGUGGAGAAAGGGGACCACAAAAUCGUCGUGGUGCGCGAAAAGCCGCAGAAAGACAGCCGCUGGAAAUGCCUAACCGUCUGUUCCCUGCUGCUCUUGAUCGGGGCCACGUUCGUUUUUGCCGUCUUGCAGUUCGGCGCCUUCAAGCAGUCAGAACACCAGGAUGCCAGGGAAAACAGAAACUCAUUUUCUGAAGGGUUGCCGGACACAAUGAAAGUGCAAGCCUUGAUGUCCAAUAAACCAGCUGCCCAUGCCAUUGCUGUUAGAACACCCAACAAACAAUUGGUCUGGACGACAGAUGUGGCACCUGCCAUACAGGAGAAUGGUAUGCAGUUGGACAAAAAUGACAACUCCCUUGUAGUACCUUCCACUGGACUCUACUUUGUCUACUCUCAGGUCAUGUUCCAUGGUGACACCUGCCCGGAGUCCCCUCUGCUGCUCAGCCACACCGUAUCGUGGUCUUCCUCACAGUUCAAUUCCAAUGUGGACUUGCUGAAAGCCAUCAAGUCUGUCUGUGAGGGCGGAAGUGACACCCAGGGCCACAAGAGUAUGUGGUUUGAAUCCAUUUAUCAAGGGGCUGUCUUUAGAUUGAAUAAAGGAGACCACGUGUGGUCCAAAACGGAAUCUUCCCAGUAUCUGGACUUUACCCACCAUGGACAGAUAUAUUUUGGGAUUGUUGCCAUGUAAUGGAAGCCUCUUGCUCUAUGCCCUCUUGGCCUUUAGUUACAACUUGCUUAUUCCUCCUACUCUGGUCCUCGCUAUUUGAAAUACAAAUUAACGUUGCUUCUUAGUAUCCCUGGCUAUACAAGGGCCGUCAAAAAGAAAGGGGAACUGUGCGAUGCUCACUUUCAAGUCUGAAAAUUUGCUGAUCAGAAACAAGAGAUUGAUCCCUGAAGUGGCACCCGGUGUAGGAGUGGUGUGUCCUGGGAAAACAUGACCCAGCGUUGUUGUUAUUAUUUAUUCUUAGUUAAUCUAAUUUAUUUAUUUAUAUUUAUUUAUUUAUUCAAAGGGAGUUUGGCUGGAAGACUGAGCGGGUGCUGAAUGUAUGCUUCUUUUGUGAGCUUAGAACCACACCAAUGCAAUAAUAAUGAUAAUGCAAUGUUCUAAGCAUUCUGUGAAUUAGUGUUUUAUUUGCAAAUGCAUGUAUAAGGGCUGUCUCUGACGACGCUGCUGGAUUAUCACACUUUCUUUGGAUACUGUAGGUUGUAUCCAAUGUUUGUACUGCUUAGUGUAGAUCCACUGAAAUGAAUGGACAUGACUAACUUAGGUCUGUUCAUUUCAGUGGGUCUACUGUGAGUAAGUUGGUUACAACCCUGUGUAAUGUGUGAAGCUGCCCUCAAAUGUAGGGAUUUCUCAGGGCUGGCCAAAGGCAUUUUGCUGACUUAGUCAAAGCAAUAAAUGAUGCCCUCCCAUGCCAUCAAGGUGCCUUGUAUUCAAGGCCAAAUUGUGUUGGCAUAAAAUCCCGGAAGAUCUUCCUGGCUGUUAAAAAUACAAUAAUCAUAAAUAACCAAGAAUUUGACUGCCCUUUCAUGACAUCCCAAACCAACUGCCUGAGAUGGCUGCCUCACCCUGCCUAAUAGCAGGGCUGGUCAUAGUCCCAUCCACCAUGGGAAUAUCUGGUAGAAACGUGUGUGUGUGUGUGUGAGAGAGAGAGAGAGAGAAAAAAAUGUGUCUGUGAUACCAAAAACAAAAGGAAUUGUGCUCCUUUGAACCCAGCUCCAGACACCCUUCCUCAGAUCAUUUGUAUAUAUACUAUGUAUAUCUGCUAUGAUUUGAAUAUGUUGAUUUAAUUAUGUAUAUUACAUGAACUUCUCCUGAAUUUUGGAAGAGGACCACGCUGGCAGCAGGGUCCUCAAGGUCUCUCCCAGUUUACUGAAAAAGAGAGAGAAAAUCUCUUUGAUGAUGUUUGCAUCAAAGAUGCAAUCUGACGUCAGAAUAUCUGAGAUAUUCUAAUUUUAUUUACUCUGAUGGCACAGUAUAUUUUAUGCUGAAGUGCUGUGCUGUUGCCACAAAAGCAAGGAUUUCAAAAGGGGAAAAAUCUUGUGACUUAAUUUUUCUUUAACAAUAUUGCUUAUUUAUUUAUUUAUAUGGAUAUUUAUUUUUGUUGUCUUCUCUGUAUGGCACAUUGUGGAGAAACUACUACUAUUGUUU